This is a messenger RNA of Electrophorus electricus (electric eel), 5184 nucleotides long. It is a transcript of the gene katnip, whose product is annotated as katanin interacting protein. NCBI's taxonomy places the organism in Eukaryota, Metazoa, Chordata, Actinopteri, Gymnotiformes, Gymnotidae. The record is from RefSeq and is a predicted model, not a curated record.
CCUUACACAGGUUACAGCAGAGAUUAAUAUUCACAUUGUGAUUUAUUUAUUUAUUUUUCUCUCUAUAACUGAAAACUAAAGUUAUAAUUGUUGUAUGUCUUUUUACACAGUAAAUACGCACACAAAUGCGCUACAGUUUUCCUGGUUUGCUAUUGGCCAGUGGUUUUCCUGGUUUGCUAUUGGCCAGUGGUUUUCCUGGUUACCGAUUCCAGCUGUCUACAACAGUAGAUGCGUGAGAGCGCAACUCGCCUGGCUCUGGCUUUCCAAUAAAGAAAUGUCAUGGAAUGAGGCCAGGUGGAGGGAGACAGGGAACCAACACUCUGUUGAAGAGCAACUGGAUGAAUAUUUAAUCAAGCUUCAACACAAAAACAGGGCACUGAGGAGACUACAGUCUAAGGAUCCUAAGCAGAUUGAACUGGAGAAGCUGGAACGAGGCUUCAGUAUCUACAUCAAUGGCGCUAAUGCUAAAGCUAACUCCAGUCGAUCCAGGCAGAGACUCCUGACUUCUAUCUCACCCGCACACAGAAACACAACCACUGCAGACGCUUGUAGAAGGGGUGGAGAGGAGAACAGAGAAGUUGAGCAUUACGCAAAGAGAAGCCACACAGCCCCUGAGAGAGCACAGCGCAGAGAAUGGGUCCAGAACCCUGUACAUAUUCGCACAGAGAGUGGAAACCAGGUCAGAGUCCACCCAGAAAAUAGGUACUCUGACGACUUUGAGCCCUACGAGAGCAUGGAUGUAGAGGUUAAUAAGAAGGCAUGGAAGGUGUCCCAGGUGUUGGGGGUGAGGUCUCCCUCAGACUCUGAACCUGCUGACAGGGUUCUGCUCAGCCUUGACCAGGUCAAAGUGUUGCGCCGCAGCCUAGAGGCGAGUGUGAGACGCAACAGCCGUGACUCUGCAGGAGAGGAGUCGGAGGAAGAGUGGGUGGAGGAACAGAUUGAGAGAGAGGAGAGUAAUGAUAGUCUGACUGAUAUCACCAUUCAGUCCUCCCCCAAACUCAGCCAGCCAAUCAAAAGCCAGCCAAGCUCCAGUGACCUUAUUGUUCUGGACUUUGGCCACUCCCCUAAAGGGCGUAAGGCUGAGCAAUGUCUCUCGGCUAAGCGGAAGGAGAAUGUGGCGUUCUGUAUUCCUACCAAGCCUGUUCUGGUGAAAGAAACGGACCGAUCUAACAGAACCAAACAGGACACACCACGGCCGAGUAGUCAUCUAGAGCGCCCCCUGUCUGUGGUGCGUAAAGUGCCGGAGCAACGAGACUCUGAAGAGGCUGCAGCCAUAGUGUUACAAGCCCUGCAGCGAGAAAACUGCCACACACACUCAUCAGAAAAAAGAUCUCGAACACCCACACCAAGCUCCCAGAACCUCAGCCGCGAGAAGCAUGUGUUCAGCCUGAGUCUGACCAGAACAGGCAAGCAGAUAAACGGCUCCAUUCAUGAUGAAGGAGGUGAUGAUGAUGAUGAUGAUGACGACAAUGAUGAUGAUGAUUUUCGAGUGAUGAGAGCCAUGCAGAGGAUCACACUAAUGGGAGCCAGUCAGCAGAAGCAGUUAUUGAAGGCUCUUGAGAGGAUCGAGGCUGAUGUUCAUGGCCCUGUUUCUCCCGCACACAUCAACAGUUGCAGGUCCCCUCCACCUGUGAGUGUGCAGAGAAGACAAGCUUCAGUGGAGGCUGCAUCCACUCUUUAUGUUACCAUGGAGAUCUUGUCAAACUGGGGAAACGGUUGCCGGGUGGGGUUGACGGAGGUGCAGUUCUUCUGCCGGCGGAAUCGGAAACUGUACGUCUCCCCGCACGACCUGGACAUCCGGAACGCCGAGCAUCCGGGGAAUCUUGGAACGCUGGUCAAUGGUAAAACUAAAAGUACUAAGGAGUGUAAUAUGUGGGCGUGUCCAUUUAAAGCACCUAUCCAGUUGUACUUUGUGAUCAGGAACACAGAACGCUCUCCAGAUUUCAGCAUUUCCAAAAUUAAAAUCUGGAAUUACAAUCGCAGUUUGAAUGAGUUGGAUGUAGGAGCUCGUGAGGUGCGUGUGUAUGUGAACAGCACUCUGGUGUUUGAGGGUCAGCUUCAAAAAGGCUGCGGCAAUCAGGUGUUCGACUACAGCACUACCAUUGACCUGCAAGAAGUACAUCUCCCAGAAUGCUCCUCUCCCAGCCCUGUCUCCUCCGGAUACAACCACCAUGGCUGUAGUCCACAUCGCUAUGAAUACAGUGCUCAGGAGUCAAGUCCCAGCCAAUCAGAGCCCAGCUCCACCUACAUGCAGGAAACAAACAAGGGCAGCAACAACCAGUCAGAGCUCAGUGCUACCAUUGUCCUUGGCAACCAAAUAUCACCAGCUAUGAUGCAGAGGGACCCAUUAGAGCGAGAGUCACCUCUGGUGGAUCUUACCCUUGCCCUAGGGCAAAAGGCAGAGUUGCCAGGGAUACAGAGAGAGGCAGUGACCACGGUAACCACUCAGCCGGCCUCAUGCUGUGCUCCGCAGUUGCAGCAGCUGUCGAGCAGGCCGGCUCUGGGGAGACUAGAGGAGUUGAGGGAGAGAGAGCGCCCCCUGUGGCUGGAACCGCAGAACACAUCAGAACCCAAAACCAAACGCCCCGUCCUGCCCAACAUCACCUGCAACCCAGCCCGCGUCUGCGCUGCUGCUUCUGGCCAUGUGAGGGCGCCACUGCCAACCAGCCAGAGAGCAGUGACAGUGGAGUUCGGGGCUGAUGCACUGAAGGUGGAACCCAAUCUGUGCCAGGAUCUCGGCGCGGAAGGUAACCCGGAUCGGGUCUCGAGUCCGCUGCCGAAGUGGAAUGUGAACCUGCUGGAUGAGCUGUGUGACAGAACCCACCGACCUGUGAGUGGCAGGAGAGGCUCAGUGCUCUCGCAAACCAAACCACAACCGAACCACAACACUGAGAGAACCUCUGACAUCACGGCCUCAGAGUUAGGCCUGGUUGCUGGUGGUAACCAAUGGCAACGAGCUAAAUGGCGAAGUGAGCAGGAUGACACAUUGAUGGAAUCGUGGGAUUCCCUGCUCAAGUUCAACCAGUGUCAGCGUGGGCGUAUUUCCAACAUGGCACUCGAGGGAGACAUCUUCGACGAGUUUCUACAGCGACAGUCUCGCCACGCCCCUGUCUCCUCGCCUCACGUGUCUGCUCCCCUGACCUCUGACACUGACGACCCUGAGGAGGACCACCGCGACCCUGAUGAGGAGUUUGAGAUCCCAGUCCUGCCUCAGGGUCGCCACCUGCUGGUCAGCAUCCUCUCCACAUGGGGCGACCGCCACUACGUCGGCCUCAACGGCAUUGAGAUCUACACCUCGACUGGCGAGCCGGUGACGCCUGUCCGGGUCACCGCCGACCCGCCUGACAUCAACAUCCUCCCUGCCUAUGGCAAGGACCCGCGCGUCAUCACCAACCUGUCAGACGGUGUGAACCGCACGCAGGACGACAUGCACCUGUGGCUCGCCCCCUUCACGCCCGGGCGCAGACACAUGAUCUCGCUGGACCUUGGGCUCACGUGCCGUGUGGCCAUGAUCCGGGUGUGGAACUACAAUAAGUCCCGCAUCCACUCCUUCCGCGGCGUGAAGGAUGUGGAGAUCCAGCUGGACGGCCAGUGCAUCUUCAGAGGGGAGAUCGCCAAAGCUUCUGGAACUCUCUCGGGAGGACUAGACCAGUUUGGUGACACAAUUCUCUUCACCAUGGAUGAUGACAUCCUGGAGGCCAUGUCACGGUUUGAUGACACAUUUGGUGGCGAGUCAGAAGGGUCAAGGUCAGGGAUCGAGGAGGAGGAGCUUCAUCGUCCGCGUACAGCAGAUGGGGAAGGAGAGGAAAGGCCCUUUACGCAGGCUGGAUUCAGAGAGAAUGACAUACAGCUGAAGAGGGAUUGUAAUACUGUAGCAGAACUAGGUGCUGACCCAGAGGUCCAGAGUUCUGGACUCUACACAGGCAGGACUCUGCAACUGAAUCUGAUGAUGACCUGGGGUGACUCCCAUUAUCUGGGCAUGACGGGGUUGGAGGUCGUGGGUAAAGAUGGCGAGAGCAUCCCUGUUGACAACUCUAUGGUUACCGCAUCACCCCAUGACCUCAAUGACCUCCCAGAGUAUAACAAUGACCUUCGAACUCUAGACAAGUUAUUUGAUGGACACAACAUCACUACUGAUGACACACACAUGUGGCUUAUACCAUUCUCCCCUGGCUCUGAUCACACCCUCAUCAUAGAGUUCAGCCAGUCACAAACCAUCGCUGGGCUCCGUAUCUGGAACUAUAACAAAGCACCCGAGGACUCGUAUAGAGGGGUGCAGAUAUUGCAUGUGUACAUGGAUGGAGUGUGUAUCUCUCCGCUGAAUGGGUUUUUGGUCCGGAAGGGUCCAGGGAACUGCCACUUUGAUUUUGCUCAGGAGAUCCUGUUUAUCGACUACUUGCAGUCCCCUACCACCUGCCCAGGGGGCAGUAACAACGCGCAGAACUCCAGCUCCCGCAAGAGGGAAGAGCAGGCGAGUAUGGAGUAUGAAGCUCCUCUAAUGCCAUGUGGCUUUAUUUUCCAACUGCAGCUGUUGACUACUUGGGGGGAUCCGUACUACAUUGGCCUGAACGGCCUUGAACUGUAUGACCACAAUGACCAGAAGAUCUCGCUGAACGAGAAUAACAUUGCUGCAUUCCCUGACAGCGUGAACGUGUUGGAGAGUGUGUCUGGUGAUGUGCGCACGCCAGACAAGCUAAUUGAUGGUGUUAACAACACACACGACGGCAGACACAUGUGGCUCGCCCCUGUGCUUCCUGGACUGGUAAAUCGUGUGUAUGUAAUCUUUGACCAGCCAGUGAUGGUCUCCAUGAUUAAACUGUGGAACUACUCCAAAACACCACAGAGAGGAGUCAAGGAGUUCGGGCUACUUGUAGAUGAUCUGUUGGUGUAUAAUGGAAUCCUAGAGUGUGUGUCACACGUGUCCCGAGGAAUUCUGCCGACCCUUGACCCAAUCGUACUGUGCCACACCAUUCUGUUCACGGAUAACACUCACAUUACACAACGCGAGAAGAACACUAUAAUCAGCAACCACGUAGAGGACCAGGAUGUGAAGAUGACCAAUGAAAAUCAAAUUGUUCACCAGCACAAGAAAAAACAAACAGCAGACCCAGCACUGCGACCCAAAACCUGCAUGACUGAUACAGGGAAAUGUGGAAAGCGGCGAUAAAAGGAAAGAGAGGGAGG